Messenger RNA from Stylophora pistillata, 3028 nucleotides. RefSeq names its product cyclic GMP-AMP synthase-like receptor 2. Lineage: Eukaryota; Metazoa; Cnidaria; Anthozoa; Scleractinia; Pocilloporidae. The record is from RefSeq and is a predicted model, not a curated record.
CUUUCCGGGAAUACUAAAUCGGCGAAACCGCAAUACCAGAUAAAAGGACUUACAAGAGAACGACGCAACGGAAAAUGUCCAGCGUCCUGGAGUGCAAUCCCGUUGAUAAUUUAGACAGUGUUAACCAAGUAUUAGAGUCAUACCUGGAUGAACUCGACCUGUGGCAGAGGGAAGUGGACAAUAUAAGGAUAAUGCACCAUGAAGUUUGGAAAGGCAGCAGAUUAUCGCCCUUGAUCAAGCAACACCGUGCUGGCAGCAGAGUUGAAAAACAGACAAGAAUCUUACCCAUCGGUGGUCAGACAGAUGUUGAUUAUAUGUUUGAGGUCGUGGGGGCUCAGGUGCUUUGCAAUGGUACCCAAGAUUUUAUAUACUUCAAGUCUUGUUCUCGCCAAAACUCUGACAUUGAUACCAAAUAUGACACGUCGAGCUCAUUUGGUAGGAUUUACGUAAGUGAGGCUUACAAAGCCUAUUUAGAAGGUCAUGAAAUGUAUGGGAAGAUAUUUGCCGAGGCCAUGAGUUUUGACCAAACAGAGAAUGCGUUCUUACUCAUUCCUGGAAGGUUUAAAGAGAAUGUUGUGCAAAAUUGUGGAUUAGAUUACACACGAAACGAAGCCCUUCCUUCUACCAUCAGUCCUUCGAUAUCUGGGCAAGGUGCAAUGAAUGAAUAUGAUGGCGUCCCUUGCCUCAAACUCGCUAGUUGGCCACGAGAAGCCUUGAGUUGGAUACACCGUCAAAACCGUAGUGACGCAAUUUUUCAAAAUGAAUGGAAAUCAGAAGUUGUUAAAAAUAUCCCUCUAUUCCUUGUCCCAACCGGAAAUCCAACGUCUAAGGAACAGGACAUGCAGUUCCGGCUCUCGUUUUCCAUGGUUGAAAUAGCCUGCUUUAAAAAAAUGACAGCUCCAAUGAGGAAACUGUACGGUAUUGUCAAGUAUGUUUUCAAGACUUUAUUCCAUGAGAGCGGUCUUCUGAGCUCUUAUCAUCUCAAAACACUGAUGCUGUGGAAGAUUGAUCAAACGCCUGCUGAGGAAUGGACAUCCAAGAAAGCAACAGAGUUUAUCAUAGAAAUGAUGGAAGAUGUUUACCAAGCUCUGAAUGAUGCUAACAUCCCUCACUUUUUCGUUGAAAAUUGUAAUAUUUUUCCGGUCCAUAAAAUCACGGAUGAAAAUGUUCUUGAAUACGCAAAAAUUUUUCAGAAUAUUCCAUGUCGGUUGCAAGUGAUUCUGGGAAAUCUCCUACGGCAAGAUUUGGGUGUUCCAUCUAGUGAGAGGUGGCUGAGUUUAGCCAUGGUCAAGCUGAAAAGUAGUCGCCAGACAAGGUUAGAAGCAUACAUAGAUGGCUACUUGACAAGACUGCUCAGCGUCAUUACCUUCUCUCUGACGGAGAACUUCAUGCAGACCCGUCAGCAAGGAGAAGCAUCCUGGGAGGAGAUGGAAAGGAUAUUUGCUAAGUACGACCAUGACCAUCACAUCAGCAGAAUCAUUGACAUGGUAAAUUCCUGCAUCUGUCGUCUCGAGCCAAGUUCCAGAGUCAUUCGUUCGAGAAUUACCCCAGAACACUCUUCUUGUAAAGCAGAUGAAAUGAGCCGACUAGUCCAUGAAGCAUUCGAGGCUUACACCAAAGGAAGCUUUUCGACAGCCAUGGAAUACAUAAGACAUGCAGAUUUACUUCCACAAUCUUGUCAUAAAACAUUAGAAGGUAUUGGAAUUUCAGUUACCAAAUUUCAUAAAUGCUUACUCCACGACAAACCGAUACUUAACGUCAUUGAGAUCCUUGAAAGUGAACACGACGGAAGGUGCCCAAGAUUUUACUUGGCUCCAUGUUUACUGUCACAACACUUGAAAAUCCAGCUGCAAUUAAAGUCACUGCUACAUAAUAAAACAGCUCUUCAGCGAAAGCUUGAUAAGCUCCAAAGUAACGUCGUCCAAGGACUGUCGCCUAACGAGCCAUAUCCUGGAAGACUCUCCUACAGAUUUUCAGGCGUUUACCUCUUACGCGGAUAUGAACGAUUCAUUCGUGAUCAUGAACUUUCUGUCUCGGUCACUAUUCCAUCAGAAACAUUCAAUCAAAAACGUUUCGCCACAAAUUUUAACUUAAAAUAACUGACUUACUAAAUACAUUAAGUGUAAACGCUAAAAUUCAAGAAUCAAGGCGUCUGUGCAGAUUUGCUUAGAAAGUGCAAAAUUCAUAUCAGCCUUGAGUGAAGGGUAUUUUGGCUCUAAUGAAAAAUGGGAAAAUUUCCGUCCAAACAGAAGUUAUCUAAUCUUUUAGGAUACUUUCUUUCAGCGCCUUAAGGCAGCAAAGGCGUUGAGAUCUCGUCUAACCCGGCAAAUCCAAGGAGAAAGAAUUGGCAUGUCUAGAGCGUUUUCCUCCCAUAACUACUCCCCGGAAUUGAGCAUUUGUGUAAAGAAAUUGCAUAGUGUUCUCCGGCAGUUUGUAUUAAAAGACGCAUUUUUUAAUAACUGUGGGGGUAUUUUGCGAUAAUUUACAUAUUUAGUCAUAGGUAUUGAAUUCGUAAGUUACUACAAUGUGCCGCAACCCUGAUUACAAAGUGCGUCGUUAAUUAUAAAAAAAGAAGAAAAACUGCCGCAGAACACUUACCGCAAUAAAUGAAGUAUAGGUGCCAUUUCCAAAGAAAUUCACCUUCAGUCUCUUUUUCAUUUUUCACUAUUCUGGAGUCGAGUCCUCUUAAUCACAGACUAUGAAUACAAUAUCAUAUUUUUCUUUUCUUUCGUAGGCAGUUUCCUUGGAAGUCUGACAUGAUAAUGCAUUUAAGUUAGUCGAUUCUGUAUUGAACAGAUUAGAACAACCUACGGCCGAGCAAAAAAAUAUCCCAGGGCAAGCCCUGGAAAAGCUCGUAAACCACGAACUUACAAGCUUUCCUCGGGUUCUCCCAACAUCCCACGUUGGUUUAUCACGUUAAAGAGCCCGGGAAAAUGUGUUCUAUUGCUAAGUAAACAGAAUGUGUACAGUACUUAGAAGCGAGAACCACCUAAUCUCUCUGUAAUUUUUGUUCCUCGCAGUAAUAUGA